ACAACUUACGGGCAUUGAUACUUCUCUAUCCCUUGCACUCGCUAAUCACCAUUCGCUCUUAUCUCGACUUACACUCGCUCCCGAACUCUCGUUUUUGAUCGCUAUUGCAACUCGAGCUUUCCAGUAGUAAUAAAGUAGGAAAUAUUGUUACGAGGCAAGAAUCGAUAUUGUUUUCAUACAAAUAUUUUUAACUACGUUACGAUGCUCUCUUCCCUGGUUCUGGCGCUUUCUGGCGCUACUCUAUCCUACGCGAUACCGACAAUCGAGGCAGUCGGCAACAAGUUCUUCACGAGCGAUGGCGACCAAUUCUUCAUAAAAGGAGUUGCUUACCAACUUACUGAGAAGGACCCGUUGGUUGAUACUGAGCAAUGUACUCGAGAUGCAUCGCUUAUGAAGAAAUUGGGUGCCAACACCAUUCGCGUCUACCACGUUGACCCGAAUGAGGAUCAUUCCGGCUGCAUGUCUGCUUUCUCUGACGCUGGCAUUUACACCAUGAUCGACAUGGAUACCUUUGAUACUUAUAUCCUACCGAAUGAUCCGUGGUGGAACCAGACACAAUUCGAUGCCUACUCCAAAGUUAUGGAUACCUUCCACAACUACGAUAACUUGCUAGGCUUAUUCGUUGGAAAUGAGAUCAUUGCUAUUAACAACCAGUCUCUCGCUGCUCCCUUCAUCAAAUCUAGCUGCCGUGAUCUAAAGGCAUACAGAGACUCCAAGGGUUAUCGUAAGAUUCCGAUCGGUUACUCCGCUACCGAUAUCGCGGAACUCCGACCUUGGCUCCAGGACUAUCUUACCUGUGGAGGAAACUCGUCCGAGAACAUUGACUUCUACGGUCUCAACUCGUACCAGUGGUGUGAUCCUACUGAUUACCAGACCUCCGGCUACUCCAACCUACAGGACCAGGCCAAGAACUUCCCCGUCCCCAUUUUCUUCUCUGAGACUGGAUGCAAUAAGCCCGGCCCGCGAUUAUUCGAUGAUCAAGACUCUAUUUUCGGCUCUGAAAUGGUGAAUGACUGGAGUGGAGCCAUCAUCUAUGAGUGGUUAGAAGAAGCCAAUGAUUACGGUCUUAUUUCCUACGGACCAAAGGCCGACCCAACUGCUACCGGCGCCAAUUUGAUUGGAGGUUACACACGUGCUGGUACCCCGACACCUGUCUCACCCGAUUUCGAGAACCUUAGCAAGCACUGGGCGACUCUCACUCCUACUGGAGUUGCCAAGUCCGCCUACGACACUAAAGCGGUUUCGACACGUGCGUGCCCGACAUCAACAGCUAGCGGAUGGCUCGUUGACGGCAACGUCGCUCUCCCCACCUUAGGAGAGACACUGACUCACGGAUAUUCAUCAAUUCCCAGUGCUACGGGCUCAGCCGCUAGCCCUAGCGCCACGGAGACACCAAACUCCGUCUCUGGAUCCCAGGAGAUUGCCGGCAUGGGCGCAGGCCUUGUGGGUGUAAUGAUUGUUUUUACCAUCUUCUUUUGAGUCUACGACAAAUCUUUAGAAUUACAACCUUCCAACCCCGAUGCUUCACUCGUUGGUCUCCUACCCUACUUUAUAGGGCAUCGGAGUCUUUAUGCUGCGCAUUAUUCGUCGAGAA
Messenger RNA from Hypoxylon trugodes, 1594 nucleotides. Its product is annotated as glycoside hydrolase family 72 protein. Gene Ontology annotation, biological process: fungal-type cell wall (1->3)-beta-D-glucan biosynthetic process. The transcript has 3 exons. Gene Ontology annotation, molecular function: 1,3-beta-glucanosyltransferase activity. The coding region runs from base 202 to 1479 and encodes 425 amino acids. Gene Ontology annotation, cellular component: fungal-type cell wall; cytoplasm. NCBI's taxonomy places the organism in Eukaryota, Fungi, Ascomycota, Sordariomycetes, Xylariales, Hypoxylaceae. The record is from RefSeq and is a predicted model, not a curated record.